Messenger RNA from Drosophila biarmipes, 985 nucleotides. RefSeq lists its product as uncharacterized. The record is from RefSeq and is a predicted model, not a curated record. Bases 20 to 877 code for a protein of 285 amino acids. The transcript has a single exon. NCBI's taxonomy places the organism in Eukaryota, Metazoa, Arthropoda, Insecta, Diptera, Drosophilidae.
GCUCGGCCUGACAGCCAGUAUGUUAAGUGUAACCAGAUCGGUAUCAGCCCCGAAUUUCAGCGUGCGAUCCCUCGGAUCCUUUGGCCGAAAGCUCGGAUACGAGGCGGACUCCAGCUUGACCGACAGCCAGCCGGGACGGGCGUUCUACGUGCAGGAGGAGUAUGUGGAGCGGGGCACAUCCAUCACCAGAAUUCCGGACAAGCGUGAGCCCUCUCGCUGCCUGUUCUGCACGUACGUCUGCCUGCUGCUGGGCAUCCAGGUGAUCCUCGCUUCGCUGCAGUGGCUCGGAUCCACGUACCGCUGGCGACCACAACUGAGCCCGGCCAACCGCAGCCUGUCCGUCCUGCUGCUCCUGCUCUCGUGGGUCAACCUCACGCUGGCCUUCAUCGGCUUUCGGCGUCUGCAGUUCACCUUCCCGCUGAACUGGAUCAUCUUCGGCUGCAUCUUCGAGAGCCUCACGCUGCUGGUGGUGUGCCUGCACAUCUUGGAGGGCGACAUCACCUGGCCAUUUGUGCUUAUUGGCAUUGGUGUCCUUGUUGUGUACACACUGCUGGGUCUGUGGGUGCCUGGCUUCCUCACCGCCAACCUCUGGAUCCUCAUUCUGGCCAGCAUCGUGGUCUUUCUCAUCUCCGCCGUGGCCCUGAGCGUCCGCAUGGAUAUGCGCUACUACGUGCCCACCAGCGUCUGCCUGGUGAUCUUCGGACCCUGGGCCAUGUUCAACUCGCAGAAGCUCUUCCUGCCCCGCCAGCGGACCAGCUACUUGCCCCACCAGUACCUGGAAGCGGCCGCCAAGAUGUUCAUCAACUACGCUUUCACCGUGAGCGGCAUCGUGUUUGCCCAUCGCCUUUCGGUCGACACUUUGGAUGCCCACGGGUGAAUGGGAUCGGGAUGGAUCGAAAUAUAGUGCUUUCCGGGCUGGGACUGAUCUUAGUUGUUUUUAGAUUUUUGUAAGUCUUUAAUUAAAUUGUCACGUGUUUAUAUCUAA